Molecule: messenger RNA, 388 nt
Organism: Colletotrichum phormii
Lineage: Eukaryota; Fungi; Ascomycota; Sordariomycetes; Glomerellales; Glomerellaceae
Exons: 1
Coding region: 44-268 (74 amino acids)
Source: RefSeq, a predicted model, not a curated record
AUAUAUCCCUUAGCUUUCGAGUAGCUAUAAAACGUAGUUUACCAUGAGGUUUAGGUCUUGGGUCACUGAUCUGACCUUGAUCGUAUUGCACCUACGCCGCCUUCAGCCCCAUCGAAACCCCCCUCCUUUUCACUCCUGCCACAUAAAUUACUCGCGUUGUAUCUCUCUCAGCUUUGCUAAGUCUUUUUUUAGUGUGGGAUGCUCUCUGAAAAGAGUAUUAAAUGGCUCUGAACCGACGGUUUGUCGGCAAAGAGGUAAGGCAGCUUGAAUUUCUUCAAGAUUCCGUGGUUCAUAUUCGGUGCUUGGAAGCUUUCUCGAGCAUGUGAAAUGGGGACAAAGGCUUCUAUUUGGUGUGGGGGGCUGUCGACGAAAGCGUACUCGAGCAGUA